Molecule: messenger RNA, 8000 nt
Organism: Paramisgurnus dabryanus
Lineage: Eukaryota; Metazoa; Chordata; Actinopteri; Cypriniformes; Cobitidae
Gene: dop1b
Product: DOP1 leucine zipper like protein B
Biological process (GO): Golgi to endosome transport
Cellular component (GO): endosome; trans-Golgi network
Source: RefSeq, a predicted model, not a curated record
ACUUAACUGAACUGUGGGUGGAAAUCAGCUGAGCGAUUCAAUUUUAGCUGCUUUCUGUUUUGCAAAUUAGCAUGACUUAUCUAUCCUGUCUGGCGCUAGCCUCUCUUCGCAUUUGAAUUGUUUGUUCAUUAGGAAAAUCAUUAUUGUUUUUUCGUCACGAGAUCCUUUGGUCUGUCGACUAUCCUGUUUUGCUGCAGUGGACAGAUGCCAAGCAUGCUGGGACAUGAGUGAAUCAUAGCAUGAUGAAUCCUGAGGAAGCCGACCUUCAGAAUGACUACCGUUACCGUAGUUACGCAGGUGUCAUUGAGAAGGCACUGCGAAACUUUGAAUCAUCUAGCGAAUGGGCCGAUCUCAUCUCCUCACUAGGAAAACUCAACAAGGCUCUGCAGAGUAAUCUGAAGUACUCACUGUUACCGCAUCGACUGAUCAUAGGAAAGCGGCUGUCUCAAUGUUUGCACCCUGCCCUGCCCAGCGGCGUCCAUCUCAAAGCACUGGAGACCUAUGAGGUCAUUUUUAAAAUCAUCGGCACAAAAUGGCUAUCAAAGGAUCUCUUCAUUUACAGUUCAGGGCUGUUCCCGUUGUUGGGUUAUGCAGCGAUGUCGGUGAAGCCGGUUCUGUUGACUCUGUACGAGCGAUACUUCCUGCCUCUUCAGAGAGCAUUGUUACCCAGCCUGCAGGCCUUUAUCAUGGGCCUUCUGCCAGGACUAGAGGAGGGUGCAGAGGUCUAUGACAGGACUGAUGCAUUGCUUCUGAAGUUGUCAGUGUUGGUGGGUCAGCCUGUGUUUUAUGGGGCACUCUGGGGGUCAGUGCUUAUAUGUCCUCUUGUACGGCUUCCUGCCACCCUCUUCAUCGUGGCACACCUUGACCACUCAGUCACUGGCCGAGAACAGAAGUAUAUGCUUGGGACAGACCACAACCUUGUGGUAAAAGCCAUCUGUCUCGCUCUGCAAGACUCCAAUGUUCUGGUCCAGAGAAACAUGCUGGAAAUUCUGCUCUACUUCUGCCCAUUUACAACCUGCCUGGAUCCUGUAAAAUCUGCCAUUCCUCUUAAUGAAGAUGAGAUGAUCAGCGUGGUGUCUGCUGCCUCCCUCACGCUACUCAGAAGAGAUAUGUCUCUAAAUCGACGCCUCUAUGCUUGGAUGCUUGGUUUAGACAUUAAAGGAGGAAUGGUGGCCGCAGACUCCAGUAGUUAUAACACUGUGGAAGAAUACACAGCUUUCUUUUUCGAAACGCACACCAGAAAAUUAUUGGUGCAGGCUCUGGUGAAUAUUUUGAAGCAGAAAGAUUCAGAAGCCAAUCCAGACAAUGUCAUAGAGUAUCUCAGACCAUUUCGCAUCAUCAUCAACCUUCUGGACAAACCUGAGAUAGGACCGUUGGUGUUGUCUGAUAUCUUGCUGGAAGUGGUCAAAGCUUUUUACAGUUACUGUGAAGUGAUGCUGGGAGAGGACAAUCUCAACUCCAGCCUGAGGGGCAGCCAACUUAACAGUAAAAUCAAGGAGAAUAAAAACGCUUCAGAGAUUAUAAAGACAGUCAAUAUGCUUGUGGGUGCCAUAAGCAGCAGUUAUCUCUGGGACUACAUGACAAGACACUUCCAAAACUGUCUCAGAUCAAUGAGUGAACCAACAGAGAAGAGUGAACCUGAAAACUGGAGCAGCCCUUCUUCAGUAACUGAGAUCUCAACUCUUAUUAUAUUCCUGUUGGAUGUUAUUCCUCUGGAGCUCUAUGCAGAGAUUCAAACACAAUACCUGCCACAGAUGCUGGGAAGCAUGCUGCACUCUCUUCGUAGUCACAUGACAUCCCUUAGCCUUCAUGAGCUCACGCAAACCAUGAGAGCAUGUCAUAAAGUGCUCAGUAAGAUCCAUAUGCCAGUUGCUUAUAUAGACAUGGAAGCUGAAUCACAGACGCUAAAUGUUGGACAAACACAGAUCCUGGAAACCACAGGAAAGCAUGAAAAGAUGGAGAGUAACCAUGAAGACAGCUCAAGUGAGGUUGAUCUGAAUGGACAGGAUGCACUGGAGGCAGAGCCACUUGAAAAUGCAUAUCCGGCUUUGCGGUCUGAAGACAGUGGGUUAGGCCUGAGCGCGUCUCCAUCUGAACAGCAUCUCCUACCAGCUCGUAAUGAAUCAGAUGCUGCAUCUGAAACAGAAGAUGUUUGGAGAAGAAAAGGGACUAUAGAAAACAUGUCUAAAUGUCUCCAGGACAUAUUAGCAUCUCUUAUCAUAAGACACUUACUGGAUCCUGAGAAAAAGAAAAAACAAGAAGAGGCGAAUCAAAUAGAUCACAAUGGCUCUCCGGACAGUAAGCGUUCUCCAUUGAAACAUAAAAGAGGCAGCCGAGACUUGGGUCUCAUCAAAGACAGACUUGCAGAGUUUUUCAGCCCUAGUAAACUCAGGAUCCAUGCCAUUCAUGGGACCUUUAAGAUCAGGGCCAAAAACCACAGACCAGCAGAGCUGGAGUGGAUGGGAAGCUUCCAAUCGAAGGGGAAAGGGGAGAUAUCAGAGUCGUGUCGUGAAGCCUUCACUGUCAUCUGCCAGCUUCUCCUGGAAUGCACAACUUUUCCAGUCUAUUUCACUGAGGAAGAGAGCCAGGACCUGCACACGACUAUGUUCAACAAGACGGGGAUUGACAGCACCCUUCCUGAAUGGUUGAGGUCCUUGAUGACUUUGUGUUGUCUGACGAAAGACUACAAGGUGCAACAUGUUGCGAUCUCAUCUCUACUUGAGCUGAUCAAUCACUCGCAGUCUUUAGCUCUUGUCAUUCAGGAUAAGAAUCAACGUUAUAGGAACUGUGAUGCUAACCCACUCAGUGGGCAGCUGCAGAUGGUCACCCUGCCUCCCAUCUACCCCAACGUUCUCAAAACUAUAGAGGAUUCCACAGACUUUUACCUGCGUGUAUCUCAGGUGUUAUGGGCUCAGUUAGACCCAGAACGCAGGGAGCAUCACGUAUCUUUUGUGGAGCUCUUUUAUCGGCUUCAUUGUUUGGCUCCAUCUGCAACCAUUUGUGAGGACAUCAUUUGCAUGGGUUUGAUCAGCGGGGACAAGGUUGUGUGUCUGGAAGCACUCCAUAGGUUCUCAGUUCUGUGGCACCUAACGCGAGAGAUCUUGACAAAUCACAGCACUUCUCUCAACCGAUCUUUUGACAGGUCUUUGUUUGUGGUGCUAGAUAGCUUAAACAAUCGGGAUGGUAGUAUUAGCGCUGCAGCACAGAACUGGUUGGUGCGGGCUCUCUCUCUCGGUGAUGUGGUCCGCAUCCUGGAACCAGUUUUGCUCUUACUGUUGAAUCCAAGAACACAAAGAUCACCGAUACAGAGCGUCAAACAAAAUCUCUCAGUCGGUAAUUUAAAGGCAGUGAGUUACAAAGACAGAUCCGCCUCAAAAACUUCCGGAGAGGAAGCACAGGACACAAUUGUCCCUCACAUCACUGUAGUAGACCGUGAAGCAUUAUGGGCAGAGCUGGAACAAGAUCCGGAACUAAUGAGAACGCCUUCGGAAUCACCAGGAAUGUCCCAAAGUGAAAGUGAGGAAACUGAAGGAGAGGAUGAAGAAGAACCGGAAGAAGAAGUGGACAGUGAACACACUGAGUCUGCAGACACCAGCGGUGCCCAGAACUCCACUGAAAAUUCCAGCUCAAGCUCCGCCCCUUACUUGCAGCGUCGCGAUGAUAGAAGCGUAGAGGAAGAGGGUGGGAUCAAUGGCCUGAAGAGGGUGGAUUCAGAACGCACUCAGGUUUCUGAUUCGUUGUCAAGCGAUGAAGACGAUGGACAGUUGGAGGCCAUCGCCAAAUCUCGGCAGCUAAAGCGACAGAGGGAGAAACGAGAGGCAGUGGAUUCGUUGUUCCAUCACGUUUUACUCUAUAAGCAGCCGUAUGAGAGCAGCCGUGUUCUCUAUGCCUUCAGUAUUUUAGAGACCAUACUUCGGACGAGUGCAGGGCCGUUUGUAGAUGCUCUCUCCAAUACUUCUCUGGAUUGCAGCUCCACCGCCCAUCUCAACCUCAUCCAAAACCUUAUUCAGAGGCACCGUCAGGCUCAGGAUGGUGGCAGCUUCUAUGGACAACUGCAAAUCUCAACCCCACCAAGUGCAGCCACUCCCGACCAAUCUCAGCCACUAUCAUCUCCUUCUUCACCUUCUUCACCGCCAACUCUUCUGUUAGAGCUACUCACCUGCCUUUGUCUGCGCUAUCUCCGCUCUCACUAUCCCUCUUAUGCUAAUGUUCCCACCCAGCAACUCCAGGACAAUCGGGAAGUGCAGGUUAAAAGUGUGGAGGUGCUUACUGAGUUGAUGAUCCAAUUGGUAAGGGUAGCCCAACAGGCUCAGAUUGGGGAAGCAAAGUCCAGUGCUAAUCUGGAGGCGGUGGGUAACCUCCUUUGGAGCUACAAGGUGCAACAGUAUGUUCUCCUUACCCUUUCUGCCUCCAUGUACGUCUGCCAGCGGGGUGAGCGGCCUGACCAGCAUGCCAUGCCUGAGGAAGACCAAGUAGAAAAUGGAGGGGAGCUUUCGGAAGAGAGUCUGAUCAACUUCGGCAGAGAUGGGACUUGGGCUGAACAUCCGCUCCAGAUUGCCCUAUUGAAGCUUCUCAAGGUUCUUAUUGUAUUGGAACACCAUGUGUGUCCGCCAAACACCAAAUCAUAUAAUCAAGAUACUAACCAACAGCGGCGUGCAGAAGCUCCUACUUCAACCUUGGCUCGAGAGUGGCAAACAGCAGUGAUGUUCCAGCAGUCUAUUAAAGCAGUGCGUUACGUAUCCAGUCAGCCUAUCACUGCUCAGGGCAUGUUUGUGUCAGCCGCAGCCCGGGCUUUGCAACCGCAGUACGGCUAUGCCAUGCACCCAGCCUGGGUGACUCUACUAUGCGAAGUGUUGCCAUAUUUAGGACGAUCACUGGCCAUCAUUGUAUCGCCUAUCAUUGGCCAAAUCUGCAAGAACCUGGAUGAGCUUGUUAAACAGCAUGAGCAUGACGGAAUCAAGACUUCACACAACAGCAUUCUUAAGAGGGAGAACAUAGCACCUGAUUAUCCUCUGACUUUACUGGAAGGACUUACCAGUAUUGCACACUACUGCCUCCUAGACCACAAAAAGACUCCCGGCUGUGAUGUUCCAGACUUGCGAAAUGCUAGCAAUGCCGUUUUGGAUGAGUUUCCGCACAUGAUUAGCAGCAUGGCCUUACUCUGGGGUGUGGUCAAGGGCUGUGACUCCACCCGUGGCAGCAGAGUCUCUCCCACCUCUGUGUACUUUAAGGGCACAAAGAUCUUAAGGCAGAAGAUUCUAGAGUUUCUGAUGCCAUUGACUCAGCAGUUUGGGGUACAGGUUAUGGCAUCUGUUGCUGCCGUGUGGAGUAGCAGGAGGAGCCGGAAAAGAUGUUCCAGAAAAAAGAUUUUGCCAGAUGCCAGUGAAUCCCAAGUGACCUUGGUGGACCUGGUGAAGGCACUGAACACGCUCCGUACUGACACCAUACUACAGCUUAUCAGAGAGGUGGUGAAAAAACCACAUCAGAUCAAAGGAGACCAGAAGGCUACAUUAGUUGACAUUCCAAUGCUACAGUUCAGCUAUGUCUACAUUAAAAGUCUUCCUGCUCAGGCUCUUCAGGAGAACAUCAACGCUCUUCUCUGUCUGCUCAGAGAAUCGGUCCAGCUUAACCUCGCCCCACCUGGACACUUCUUGCUCCUUGGCAUCCUAAAUGACUGUGUAAAUAGACUUCCCAAUAUGGAUAACAAGAGGGAUACUAGAGAACUGCAGGAAGUAAGCCAGCGCAUAUUAGAGGCAGUGGGAGGUGUGGCCGGCUCAUCUCUUGAGCAGACCAGCUGGCUGAGUCGUAACCUGGAAGUGAAAGCUCAACCUCAAGUCUGUCUACAGGGAGAAGAAGAUGACCAUGAUGUCAACGACUUUGAUGACGCUGCAGGUCAAGGCAACACUAUGGUGUCGUCUUCAGCUCCAUCUGUAUUUAGUGUACAAGCUCUGGCUCUGCUGGCUGAAGUUCUGGCUCCUCUUUUGGACAUGGUCUAUCGCAGUGAUGAGAAAGAGAAAGCUGUGCCUCUUAUUUCUCGUCUCAUGUAUUAUGUUUUUCCCUAUCUGAAAAAUCACAGUGCCUAUAACAUGCCUAGUUUCUGUGCGAGUGCUCAGUUGUUGAGCAGUCUGAGUGGAUAUGCAUACACUAAGCGAGCAUGGAAGAAAGAAGUACUGGAGCUCUUUAUGGACCCAAUGUUUUUCACAAUGGAAUCCUCGUGUACAUCCCAUUGGAAAUCCAUCAUAGACCAUCUACUGACUCAUGAGAAGACAAUGUUCAAAGACUUGAUGAGUAUGCAAAGCAGUUCUUUGAAGCUGUUCAACAGCGCCGAGCAGAAGCCCAUGUUACUGAAGCGACAGGCCUUUGCUAUGUUCAGUGGAGAAAACGACCAGUAUAACUUCUAUUUGCCUCUUAUACAAGAGCGUUUAACGGAGAACCUACGUGUGGGACAGACCCCGGCAGUGUCAGCUCAGAUGUUCUUCAUGUUUCGUGUUCUUUUGUUGAGGAUCUCACCACAACAUCUCACCUCACUUUGGCCAAUCAUGGUGACUGAGCUGAUUCGCGUUUUUAACCGCCUAGAGAAGAUGCUGCUUGAAGACAAAGAUGUUUCAAAGAGUAAAUUACGGGGCGGCAAUGACAAGAAUAGUCAACUGUGCUUCACACAGGCAGAGUUAGAUAUGUACCUGUCAGCCUGCAAGUUUCUGGACACUGCAGUGUCCUUCCCACCUGACCAGAUGCCCCAGUUUCAAAUGUAUCGCUGGGCUUUCAUUCCUGAAGUAGAUGUUGACCGUUAUGAUGGACCAGAAAACACUCUUUUGGAAGAAGAACAGGAGUGUAAACCUCAUGUUGUCAGAAUACUAGAUGGAAUAAACCGACGUUAUGGGGAGCUGAAUGGAACAGUGGGGGAGUCGAGCACAGACCGUGUGGAGUUUCCUUUGCUCACGCUCCGAUCUCUCACUUCAGUCAUGGAUCUUGUGCCAUUUUUCAAUAUCCUCUGCUGUUCGUUUAAUGGCUCUUCCGGCCCCUCCACACCCCUCCCACGUUAUGCUGCAGUCUACCCACCACCCAGCAGUGACAGGAUCCUAAAACAACUCGAGCACAUCAUUGAAGGAGAGUUCCUCGACGGAAUGGAGAGUUAGAUGAUCCCUAAAGUUGGAAACGGAAAGAUUCUUCGCUUUGGUUAUUUAUGUCAUUGGUCUUUUAUACUAAACUUGCAUUUUCGUUGUAGCAUAAUAAGUUUAAAUUAAAUGUACAAUUUAUAAAUUGUUAAACAUCUCAGACAUGCUAUAUGAUCUUUUGCCAUCUCCCAUGUGGUGAAUGUAUGUCAUCUUUGUAUUUCAGUUUGGUUUUCCAAACAUUCUCUGCAUUCCAUUACUAUUCAAUAUUACUUGGUGUCAUUACCAAAUGGGUCAAAAUAAACAUGAGUGACCCAUCUUUCAGCAAUAGCAUGAUGAUACGCUUGUUGCUUUGCCUGUGAAGCUUUCAUUUGUAUCUUUUCUAGUAUUUUUGCUUACAGUACCUGACCUUCUGGGUUCUUCUGUAUGGCUGCUGAUUGUGGAAAUGAUAUCCUUUAUGUUGUCUCAGGGAGUCACAUAUAGGGUUUGAUUUAUCUGCUGGAAAAUGUUGACAGUGUAAUGUUUGUACCAGACAGUCAGUGUUUAUAGGCUUUCUUUUGUUUUGUCUUUAACUCUGCUAGAUUUCCAUGCUAUAUAUAUUGUAAUGAGUAUUAAAUUUGAAAUAUUUGUAUGUAAAUAUUAAAUAUGUCUUCUUUAAUGUUAACAGUAUCUUUAAAGGUAUCCACUAUCCUUAAAGGAAUAGCAAUGCACAAUUUUUUUUCUUGACAUAAGGGAAUGUUUCACUUGUAAGACCUCAAAGACGUUUAAUGCUGUGACUUUAAUUGUAGAAACCAAUUAAUCGCUAAUAUGCUAUUUUGUCCUGUUUAAAUUCUCAAGCCAGUAUGAUUAAAGUGCCUAAAAAUAAAUUUUGAAGAUGCACAAAAUUAA